Messenger RNA from Aedes albopictus (Asian tiger mosquito), 6458 nucleotides. Its product is annotated as synaptic vesicle membrane protein VAT-1 homolog-like. Lineage: Eukaryota; Metazoa; Arthropoda; Insecta; Diptera; Culicidae. Bases 754 to 2250 code for a protein of 498 amino acids. The record is from RefSeq and is a predicted model, not a curated record. Gene Ontology annotation, molecular function: oxidoreductase activity. The transcript is spliced from 9 exons.
AUCAUUUCACUUUGAAUUUUCGUAGCGUUCAGUUCAGCUCUGUGUGAAGUAGCUAGAAGGCUCAAAUCGCCCACCAUCAAUUCCUGUGUGGAGAAAAAUCCUUCGUUUGUCCAUGUUGUGUAGUCCAUUAGGCGUUGUUGAAGGCGUUUGAUUUUCUGUUAUAACUCCGGAUCGUUUGCAUCGAUUGCAUUGUUGCGUGGGGCCACGCCAAACUACGGCGAAAAAAAAAAUUAAUAAAGAGAAGAAAAAACGCGACGACGACGACCAUCACAAAGUGUGUGCCAGUGUGUAUUAUAACAACCGCCGAAGAGAGUCGCUAGUGUAGUGUGCAGCGCAAAUAAAAAAAAAUAUAACAAAGGAAAACCGUAUCUCAUCGGAGCUGUCUGGCUUCUCGUCGAUUCCUUUUAGUAGCGUUCCAGUCAUUUGCGAGAGCAGUGCGUUGUCGGUUACGAAGUGAGUUUUUAAAACAGUGCAAGGAGUUCGGUUUCAGUUUUCACCGAGUGACAUCCUAGAGGAAAGUUAGCUGUCAUUUUCGACCAGUGUGUGAGCAGCCAAGCAGUGCGCUUAAGCCCCCCGGCAAUCAUCAGGAGAAAUUACAUAUGCUAUAGGAGCAAACCGCCGGUUCGAAAUACGUGAGAUACGCUUCCCCGGGCACAUCGAGAAAAGAGCACCAGUUAAAGUAAUCUUUUCCCCCAAAUAACAAAUAAAAAAAAACUAGCCACCCCAGAAAAAAAAACCAGAAUCGAAACAAAAAUGACCGAAACAACUGAAGCUCAAGUUGCCGCCGAGGUCAAGACCCCCUCGCCCACGGCAGAGACCGCAACGACGGAGGCACCGGCAGCCACGACCAAUGGCCACGCUGAAGAGCAGCCCGCCUCCGAGCAGAAGCCCACGGAAGAAACGAACGGAUCGGCCACCGACGACAAAGCCAAAUCGGAACCCAAGGAGGAGGUGCCCCCGCCCAAGGAGAUGCGUGCCGUCGUGCUGACCGGUUUUGGUGGCUUCAAGAACGUCAAGAUCCUCAAGAAGCCAGAACCGGCCCCACAGACCGGCGAGGUGCUGAUCCGAGUGAAGGCAUGUGGUCUCAACUUCCAGGACCUGAUGGUACGCCUGGGAGCCAUCGAUUCACCGCCAAAGACACCAACCAUUCUGGGCUUCGAGUGUGCCGGUGAAGUCGAAGCCGUCGGCGAGGAAGUCGAAGGAUUCAAGGUCGGAGACCGCGUGGUUGCGCUGCCAGAAUUCCGCGCCUGGUCCGAACUGGUGGCCGUCCCGACCAAGUACGUAUACCACAUUCCGGACGAGAUGACAUUCCAGGACGCGGCUGCCAUCGUGAUGAACUACCUGGUGGCGUACAUUCUCAUCUUCGAUUUGAUCUCACUGCGGGAGGGCAAGUCCAUCCUGUUGCAUUCCGUCGGAGGCGGCGUGGGUCAAGCCAUCGUUCAGCUGGCACGUACCAUCCCGAAUGUGACCAUCUUCGGUGUGUGCUCCAAGGGUAAGCACGAAGCUCUGGCCGCCACCGGUUUGAUCGAUCACCUGAUCGACAGAACAGACUACGUCAAUGAAGUCAGAAAGAUCACAACCGAGGGUGUCGAUGUGGUUAUGGACUGCCUGUGCGGAGAGGAAUGCAACCGAGGCUACGGACUGUUGAAACCCAUGGGCAAGUACAUCCUUUACGGUUCGUCCAACGUUGUCACCGGAGAGACCAAGAGCUUCUUCAGCGUCGCUCGCUCGUGGUGGCAGGUGGACAAAGUGUCGCCGAUCAAGCUGUUCGACGAGAACAAGAGCCUGGCUGGGUUCAACCUGCGGCACCUGCUGUACCAGCAGGAUGGUUCGGCGUACGUCCGCUCCACCGUUGAGAAGAUCUUCGAUCUGUGGAAGGAUGGUAAGGUCAAGCCUGUGGUGGACAGCGCCUGGGCUCUGGAAGAUGUCGCCGAAGCCAUGCAGAAGAUGCACGACCGCAAGAACAUUGGCAAACUGGUGCUGGACCCGGCCAUGGAACCGAAACCAAAGCCAGCCACCCCGGCCAAGACCAAGUCGAAGAAACAGGCCAGCGAAGACAAGAGCAGCAAAAAGGAUAAGUCGUCGGAGAAUGGCGACGACAAGAAGGACGAGGAAGCCAAGACCAACGGCGAAGAGGGUGAGGCAGCUGCCACCACUCCGGAAGCGGUGAAUGGUGACAGUGCGGAGAAGAAGGAGCCAGCCGCCACCAAUGGGGAUGCCACUGAAAGCGAGAAAAAGGAAUCGAGUUGAACAGCUUAAGCUCGUCCAGCCCAAAACGAUGAAUCACGUCACCGAAAACAACAAUCACCACCCACACACAUCUAAACAUGCCAGCAGCAACGUCUCCCAACCACACACAGUUGGAGUCUAACCCGGAAAACAUCUCCUGAAUCCCACCUCCCCCGUCUGGAGUGUAUGCAGUGUCCAGUCCACCAUGUUGAAACACUCCGCGCUCACCUAUCCAACGCAGUGCAGCUGAUUCCUAUCGUGGCAUUAUAAGAUUUUUCUUCCGUUUUGCUGAAUAGUUUUCUUUUAAUAUCUGCAACUUUUAGUAUCUGUAUGCGAUUUUACACCGAUUAACGUCUUUUCAAUUACAACUUCAAUUGAUUUUCAUGAGAAAGUGUAUCAGUUUUGUCGCCCGUGAAAGUUGAGUAAUUGCAUGCGCGUGGGAAAGUUAUCCGUGUUUUAAUUGUGAGAUAGUAAUACACCUUUUCAUGUAAAUCUCCUAUGAAUGAACAGUUUUCAUAAUUUAGUGAAUGUUUCCCGAUCUCAAUUGACCGAUUCCGCGAGAGUUUGGUUGUAGUUCGUUUACAGCUCUAAUAAGCAGUACCAAGUUACAGAAGUGUAAGCCCCUAAGCUAUACCUAAGUAAGCAAAUCUAAUAAAAAAAAAACAAACAAACAAGCCUCGAACAUGUUGAAGGUUUCAGGAUGCGAACGCAAGCCCACAGAUUCGUUUGUGCAUGCAUAUACAGGAGCAAACAGCCAAAACCAUUGCCGCCAGAGAUUAACUUGAGGACACGAUUCACAAUUACUAUAGGCAACAACAAUAACAACAAGAGAUUCAGAUUUCAUUCCGAUUCAUCACGUUCACGCAUCAACCGAAUGAACCCUAAGCACAAAGGAGAGUUAGUUCAUCUUUAUUUUCUUCAGUUGGUUAGUGAUUAAUUCUGUAGGAGAUUCACGGUUAUAUUCAAUCGUCGCGAUGAUUUGAAGGCAGUGGACCAUCCGCACGCACUACGUGAGCGAGUAGAAGCAUACAAAAAUUUAUAAUUUUUCAACCUAUGUGUCAUUUUAAUAUUGUAAUAUUUAAAUAUAUAUGCUUAAAUCCUUAUGUAUAACAGAACAGGACGAUUUGAUUUGAAAAUAUAUAUUAGAUUCUUUAUGAUGAGAAUGUUUCUUCGUUUCCUUUAGGUAACUGUUUAUUUUACAAGCAAGAUAGUGUGAGAAACGUUUUCGAAGUGAGUAAGAAAAGAUAAGUAAACAUGAGCAGAUCAUAUAUAUUCUGUUACUGAAGGAAAUAUUGAAAAAAAGAAAACAAGUAAUGUCAUACAUUCUAACAAAAGAAAAAUAUAUGCAAUUGAAUAUUUCCACCGUUUGGUACCAUCGCAACAUUCAUCUUAGGCGUUAUAAGUGGAACUUGAAAUCCCAUUUCUGACGAGAUAUUUUUGUCUUCUUUUGUAUAAAUUUUUAAAAUAUUUUUAUUUUAUAAUACAUUUGACAUUUGAUUAAAUUUUGGUUUAUUUUGUUUUAUUUACUUUUACCUUCCGAAAAUACCUUUUUUUUUCUUUUCAACGACCUUUCUUCCCAAAUUCAAAAAAAAAACUGAAAGCUGUAAAAACGUCUCUAAGGUUUUUCCACAUCGAUUCUAGUUUUAACAACAAAUUCACCACGAAAGGACACAAAUACGACCCUUAUCUCAAAUUUGGUUGACAGUCCUUCACCUAUCUAAUAAAACGAACAUGUUGAAAACAUAUGUACUAUGAAGGAACACUAGAAGAAAGAAACAUGAUGAAUACCCCAAACGAAAGUACGAACCUGUUGCUGUUGAUUUGUUCAUUGUUUGAAUAACAGAGAGUAAUACCUAGCAGAGCGAUAAAGCAGCCAUGUUGAAUUGAGAAUAUCCGUUGUGGUCGCAACGGCUCAUAUAUGUCCCUAAAAUGGCACUAAUGAACAGAGAACAUCAAAGUACUCACAAAACAAAAGAAAAUCUUGAUUAAGACUCAUGUUGUCUUUGUACAUCAUUCAUAUAAAUAUAAGAAAGAUAAUCGUAGCGCAACAGCAAAUCACUGGCAUCUCUUGUAUCAAAUAGAUUCUGAGCUCUACAAUAUACAUGUGCUUUUGAUGUUUAUACCAGUAUAACACAGUAAAUAUUAUGCUAUAGUAUGCCUGAUUGUUUAUCGAUAGUCGAAAUGGCUUCUGCGGAAAUGAACUGAGCUUUGAUUUGAUUAGUAGCUAUUUAACAUUUGUAGAAAUUGCAUCACUGCUGGCACGAACUACUUAUUUUGUGGUAUAAAUAAAUAAAUUACUUUUAUCGCAGAAUAAGUAGAACUGUCACCGCUUAACUUGCAUAAAUCAUAUUCAACUUCUUGCUGGAAAUGCGCUUGUAACGGCGAGUAGUUACAAUUUUGUGUGGAAUAAUAAAUAGGUGCGUAACGAAAUUGCUGAAAACAGCUUUCAAACAAUCAACACAAGACCGUUAUGAACAAGAAAUUCCACGCGAAACGUAUGCGACAACUCUUAUACAUGACUAUGCGCUAGCUUUGUUUCUUCUAUGGACCAGCAAAAAGAUCGAACGAUUAAUAGAACUGAACAGGAAGAUGAAACCAUUCUAGUAACAAACAUUACAUCAAAAUAACGAAAAUCGAGAGAACAUUUUAGGCUAGGCGUAAUCAAAUUUCAUUACAGAGAAAUGAUAGAGUAAAGAAGAUUUUUCAAUAUACAACGCGCCCUAGUCGGAAGGUAGAAAUCGGAUUGUGAUAAUGAGGAAACAAAAAACUUUCGUAAAACUUUUUGACGAAUGCUUCAAACAUUGCAUUGCACAACAAAAAAAAACUGCACUAAAUAGAUAAAACAAGACCACUCAAGCUUCAGGAACCACCGAAACGGAGAACCUCAGCCACACUUUUUGGACGAUCUUUAAUGUAUUGCUCUUGCCGCAACGGUCUUAGAAGCUGCUAGAGGAAUUAAUUUCAUAAAACUCACAAAGAUUCUUUAGAUUGCGUCUUCCUCAUCGGCACAGUAAGCUGUUCUUUGUUGAUUCUCACAGAACUAUUAACGCACCUUCAGCUCUCAUCGUAGUUGAACUAGCUUAUUUUACAGAUGAGCGAAACGCAGCACACUGCCUUGAAUCCGGCUCUCUUGUGCCAUUCAGGUAGAAAGAACAGAAGAACUGCCAACAAAAUAAGCCACAAUUUUGAUCAAAUCAAACAUCACCACUAUAGGCCGGUUCAACAGACGAAUCGUGAACAUCAUGACGGUCAUCGACAAUGGAAUUUUUCAUAGAAGAAACGAAAAAGUUUACCUCAACACAUUUACACAUCACUUAGAAUGCAUAAGUCGCUUACAGUGCGAUGUUUUAGUCUGAAUUUGAGGUACGUGUGGCUUUACAGCCCACCGCUUUUGCUCUUUUUAACAAGUGCACAAAUUUACUAUCACUUUUUUCCAUCUCUUUCAAUAAUCCAUAUUUUCCAAUUCAACUUCCUCCAACAUAUCACUGAGAUAGGUUUUGGAAUGCUUUUACCCAAUUGAUAUCAAAUUGCUUUUAGAAAUGUUUUGAAUAAAUCUUUUUAGAGAGCAAGCUUCUGCCAAACGACAAAAUGCUUCUCACGUGAUUUAGGAGGAUCAAAUGACAAAAAAAAAACAAAGAAUAAGACAGUUCCACCGUCAACACUAAUAUCGAAAUUUUCGCAACGAUCGCCAUAGAAUGGAAAGAAGAGCUAAGAAAUUGACAAACAAAUCAACUACAAAGUAUCUACCUAUACAUAUGUAUAUUCGUAUAUAUAUAAAAAAAAGCCCCACAUCACUUUGAUAAAGUAUAUAUAUUUAUAUAUAACGUGUAAACCGACGAAUACAUCUAGGUGGAACCAAAUAAUCCCAAGAAACAAAAACCCAAUAAAUGUGACCGAGACCUUUCACUGGAGUUUGUGUCAACAAAACACAUGCCACCCGUCACACGUACAUACUGUUAACUGGAAUUGUCUACACGUGAAGAAAAAAGAAAUGUACAAGCCAAGUGAAAAAAGAAAUAGCCAAGUGAACAGUAAUGCAGAGACCCGGCAUCUCUCAAGUGUAACAAUGAUAGUGUACAAUUUGAACCAUAAGUAAUGCGACAUUUUCAAGCCGACAUGUAAUGUUAUCGAACAAAUCAACCUGCGUGUUGCAAACAAAAUGCUAUGUGAUUGUAGCCAUCUGGAAUGCUAAGUAACAGUGGAACAGAAUAAAGGAAAUGAUAACCUGA